CUGUCCCUGAGCCCGCGCUCGGUCCGUGUGCACCGCUUCAUGCAUGACUGGAGGAAGGUUUGAUUUCGCGGAUGGCGGGAGUUACUGCGGUGGAUGGGAGGACGGCAAAGCCCAUGGACACGGCAUCUGCACCGGGCCGAAGGGCCAGGGCGAGUACAGCGGCUCCUGGGCUCACGGCUUCGAGGUGGUGGGAGUGUACACCUGGCCCAGCGGCAAUACCUACCAGGGCUACUGGACUCAGGGCAAGCGCCACGGGCUGGGGGUAGAGACGAAGGGUCGCUGGUGUUACCGCGGCGAGUGGACACACGGCUUCAAGGGCAGGUACGGGCUCCGUCAGAGCCUCAGCAGCCCGGCCAGGUAUGAAGGCACAUGGAGCAAUGGGCUGCAGGACGGCUACGGUGUGGAGACCUACGGAGACGGCGGAACGUACCAGGGACAGUGGGCUGGAGGAAUGCGUCAUGGAUAUGGUGUACGCCAGAGUGUACCAUUUGGUAUGGCCACAGUCAUCCGCUCACCUCUCCGCACUUCCCUAGCAUCGCUCCGAAGUGAACAGAGCAAUGGCACCAUUCUACAUGACAUAUCCGCAGAUAGUCCAGCUGGUACAAGAGGAGGUUUCGUCCUCACGUUUCACAGUGACACAGAGUUAAUGACAGGAAAGAAAAAAGGCUUUUUCCGAAGGGGAUCACUUCUGGGAAAUCUGAAGCUCAAGAGGUCCGAGUCUAAGUCAUCUCUGGCUAGCAAGCGUAGCUCUGCCCGGAGUGAGGCAUCGAUGAGUAGAAUAAGUUCAGCAAAUAGUGAUGCCAAUUCGACAAUCAGUUUUGGGGAAGGCGAUUCUGAAUAUUUGCCAGUGGAAGACCAUGUCGAUGCUACCACAACGGAAUCCUACAUGGGGGAAUGGAAAAAUGAUAAACGCAGUGGGUUUGGUGUAAGUGAGCGCUCAAAUGGUAUGAAAUAUGAGGGGGAGUGGUUGAAUAAUCAAAGGAAUGGUUAUGGAUGUACGACCUUUCCAGAUGGCACAAAGGAAGAAGGAAAAUAUAAAAAUAACAUUUUGAUCCGAGGAAAGAAAAAGCACCUUAUACCCAUCAGAACCAGCAAAAUUCAAGAAAAGGUGGGGAGAGCGACAGAAGGAGCACAUCGAGCAGCAGCAAUUGCCAGGACGAAAGUGGAUAUAGCAGCUUCAAGAACUGCACACGCGAGGGCCAAAGCUGAUGCAGCAGAUGGAGCUGCACAAGCUGCAAGCCAGGAAUCGGACAUUGCGAGGGGAGUUGCCAGGGAACUGUCGCCAACCUUCUGCCAGCCAGGACUGGAUUACAUUAAACAGAGAAUGCCGGAGGCAAUGGGAUACACUGAAAAGAAGGAAGACCCUCCACCUCCACAAGAGAAGAAAUCUUCUUCAGCAAAUAACAGUCCUCAUUUCUACAGGAAAGGUACAACUCCACCUCAUACUCCUGGACACAGUCCUGGCCCAACCCCACCUCCAUCACCACCAAUAUACAAGAAGACGUCAAAUACCACCUGGAAUAAAGGCUCUUCCAGCAGCGUUAACAAGGAUGUUUUGGGAGCGUCAGGGAAUAGAUCAUCAUCGAAAGGUACUGCCAAGAUGAUGACAAAGCAAGGGAAUGAGUGGAAGCAGCCCAAGUCAGCAGUUUACCCUGUCACAACUGCUGGCAAUGGACAAUUACAUAGUGCUUACCAUAGUUACUUUGUGCGCACAGACGUAAAACUGCCACCAGAAGAGCCAGAGGAAGAGUCGAAUCCUUCACCCAUUGCGCUUGGGAGGUUACCUCCACCGCCAAAGCCAAUGCCUACAAAGUCACCUGUCAAGGAGAUUAAACCUGAGCCAAAAUUGAAGAAACAGUUUUCUGUUAUUGUACCCGAACCAAAGAAACUAUUGAAAUCUCAAUCGCGUGAUGUUAGUGUGGAAGAAGUCGAAGAAAUUGUGGAGUCGAGUCCAAAUACCAUCUUGGUCAUCCUGGUGAUGCUGUUGAAUAUUGGGUUAGCUAUUCUUUUUGUCCAUUUUCUAACUUGACAAGAAUUUGCCAAGUGAAGUCAUGAAAACUAAGGGUAUUAGCCCACAGUUCUGUCCAGUUGUGCCAUCAGCCUUAUUAUUGACACCAGACCUGCUGAGAUACAGGGAAAGAGUCUUGGAAUUGGAGUGGGACUCAGGAAAGAUGAGACAUGGAAAUUAAGUCAGGGGCUGAUGUGGGCCCCGGUGAUGAUUUGCGGCUCUGGAUCCUCUGAAAACUGAAGCAAGUGGCCACGUCGUUGGAAAAUAUCUGCUGAACCAGCCUAACCACUGAAGUGCAUGGCUGCUCCAUCUGCUCUAGUGGAGUGUGACUUAACUGGAAAUGUACAGACUGCACUUUUGUUGAUGGACAUUAACAGCUGCCUUACUUUUUUACUGUCUCAACGUUUAGUUGGGAGAAGGGAACCGCUGCCAGAGGAAUGUGGUUGGACGAUUCUGUGCUGUGGAUGCAAUUUCCAGUCGUCUCUCCUAUCGCAUUAGACGUACAUUAGCAGCAUCACUCAACCAGUCUUAUUCCAUUACUGGCUGCUCCUAACAUCGUGUACAAUGUUCUGGGAGAUUAUUUUGAAAAUGUUCACACACUUUAUGCAUGAAAAUUAUGAUUUUUUUGUCACAGAUUAAACUUUUCUGUCCAACAUUUACAGCAUUUACUAAGAUCAAUCUGAAUUGGUUUCCUUUGCAUUCAGUGAUCAAAUGAGGAGCCUACAUUCAGUUUAUGUGAUUACUGAAAUGCUGGUGACCAGUAACCCAAAUUAUCAUAUAUGUCAACACUGAGAAACCACCAGUUAAGGAAGGAAUUUGUUUUGCAUGUAGAUUUUCUUUUCCAAAGUGAAGUAAAUUUUAUUGUACAUUCAGGUAGAGCAUUGUAAUUUUAAUGUUAACAGAACUGAUGCCUUUAUAAGUCUUCAGAAAUUAUAAUGUUUACCUCAAACAUAUUUUUUUUCUUGGAAUGCUGGUUGAAUCUUUGUGUCUUAAUCAUUUUAAAUGACACUAAUUAAUGUAGUUAAAGAUUAUUUCUGUACCAUUACCUUGUAUUACAUUUCAUGUUAUUGUGUUGGCAUGUUUAUUUCAAAGGGUUGAGUAUUUGGUGUGAGUAAUUUUAGAUGAAUACUCUAGAUUUAUUUUAAUCAUAAAAAUGCAAGGGCUGAAUAACUUAAAAUAAAUUAUAUAUAUGUGUUGAAGAAUGAUUUCGUAUUCCAUGAGUACUGAAUUUAAAUGUAAACUGUAUGUUAGUUUGCAUGGUUUUAUUGCAGAACUUUGUCAUCGAUACCCAAAUUAAAUUUGCAACAUGGAAGUUGGCGGUUUGUGGAAUGUAUAGAUGCUACAUAAUUCAUUAUCUGAAAUCAGUGUGAUUUCAGGUCAGUAAUAGAUGGUGUUUUGCUGCAGAGGUAUUUUCUGAAUCCAGUACAAAGUGUGAAGGAGAAAAAUCAAAAAGAUGAAAUAAAGAGAAUGAAAGACAAAUUGUUGCCAAUGUACAGCAAAUCUGACUGUGAUUUAAUUGGAAAUUAACACAAUAUGUGUUUGGGUCAGUGCAAAUGUAAUAAAAGCUUAUGUAAACCUUUUUGUCUGGCACAAAAAUCAAGAGUAGUUGGGAAUGUUUUUUUUGGAAAUGAAGUUCAUUUUAGUAAUUUAAUUUAAGAAAAGGAUUUACUUAUAUAUUAAAAUCAUGAGCUUUUCUAAGGAGCAUGAGCCAGAAACUGUUGGGUUUUUUCUAAUUGUACACAACUCUAUUUUAGCAUGAACCCUUUUUCUUUUUUUUUAAUAAAUGACAUGCUAUAUACUGCUUUAUAUUUAUCUAAUGAUGCUUCAAGUGGAUAACACUUGACAGUUGUCAAUAAAUUGUUAUAUAUUCUAAUACUUUGUCCUUUUUUGGUGUUUUAAGACAGAAUUAUUUAAUUCUGUUCUUUGUAAACUUAAAAUAUUUUAUUUGUUCUGUACAGUUUUCUUGACUGUAAUUGCUUGAGAAUAAAACUAUUAUUUGUUCCUACA
Molecule: messenger RNA, 4015 nt
Organism: Chiloscyllium plagiosum (whitespotted bambooshark)
Lineage: Eukaryota; Metazoa; Chordata; Chondrichthyes; Orectolobiformes; Hemiscylliidae
Gene: jph1b
Product: junctophilin 1b
Cellular component (GO): sarcoplasmic reticulum; endoplasmic reticulum membrane; junctional membrane complex
Source: RefSeq, a predicted model, not a curated record